GGGUCUGACGUCACAAAUUGUCCGUAAUGGUGGCGUCGUUGAGUGUUGAGUUUUGCAGAGUGUGUACUUGAGCUCGAGUUCGGACUGUAGGAUGCUUCCGCAUAUCUGCGUUCGUCCCUGAUUCUCGUGCACGGCUCGUACCGUCGCGGCGACAGUUGGUCGUUCGAUCGCGGAAUCUUGUCGCCGACCGACGCCACCGCGGUCGACAUGGCGAAAGGUAGUGUGGUGCAGUUCGCCUUUGAGCGUCAGUACGACACCAGCAGCCGGCUCCGGAACAGGUUGUUCCACGACAGAUACUGCUCCGCCAGCGACUUGUACAGGAAAGACCUGUACGCUCACUUCGGGUGCGUCAACGCCAUCGAGUUUUCCGCCGACGGAAAUUGGCUGGUGUCCGGUGGGGACGACAAGCGGGUGUUGGUAUGGAACGUGCCCGAAGCCCUAUCGGAUCUCAAGACGCCCCGUGCUAUGAAGGGCAAGCACAACAGCAACAUCUUCUGCCUCUGCCUCGAUUCAUGCAACCGGACUGUGUUCUCCGCAGGCAACGACGAGCAAGUAAUAGUGCACGACAUGGAGACGGGCCGGACCACGGACGUGUUCCUGCACCAGGAGGCGGUAUACGGACUUUCCGUGGAACCGACCAAUGACAGCGUCUUUGCGAGCGCCUGCGACGACGGCUGCAUCCUCAUCUACGACGUACGAGAACCCAGCUCCACCGACCCCUUGCUUCUGGUGACGUCUUCCUCUGCCUUCCAUUCGGUGGCCUACAAUCCCGUCGAACCACGCCUGGUGGCCACCGCCAAUUCCAAGGAAGGCGUUGCCCUUUGGGACGUCCGGAGGCCACGUUGCUGCUUGCUCCGGUACGACAGCCAGCUGGUGCCCCAGGGCGCGAUGAGCGUGCGCUUCAACGGCGACGGGAGCCUGCUGCUGGCGCUGCGGAGGCGCCAGCCACCGGCGCUCUACCGCCUAGAUGCGUCGCACCCCGUAGCUCAGUUCGACCACUGGGGCUACUACAACUCCUGCACCAUGAAGAGCUGCUGCUUCGCCGGGGAGCGUGACGAGUUCAUUCUGUCGGGGUCGGACGACUUCAAGCUGUACUCCUGGAAGUUGCCCCAAGAAGUGACCAGCGGCCAGCGCAUCACCUCCCCUCGGGGCGUGCCCAGCUGCACUUGGGUGCGUCAGGCCCACCUGGUUCUGACCGACCACCGGUCCAUCGUAAACCAGGUGCGCUUCAACCGGGCCAGCAUGGUCCUGGCAUCCUCCGGCGUGGAGAAGAUCAUCAAGCUGUGGAGCAGCCUGCCCCUCCCGGGCGGGGCGGGCGGCCUGAGGCGCGAGCGUCCCCCCGAGGAACAGGCGGAAGAGCGUCGCAAGCGCUACACGUACGAGGAGUACAUCGACCUGGUGAUGGAGAGUGGGCAGUUCAUGAGCCACGACUACAGCCACCAGUCGGUCAGGGAGGACCCCCGCAUGAUGGCCUUCUUCGACUCCCUGGUGCAACGCGACGAAGAAGGUUGGUCGACGGACUGCAGCCAGGACAGCGCGUCGUCGGUGACGGUCAUUCCCCGGGCCUCGGUGACGUCCUCUUCCUCGGACGAACUGCCGGAGCCGGAGCCGAGACCGGUCCGCAUUCCCACGUCGCAGGAGAGACGCGUGCAGAGGCUCCGCCAGCUCCGUGCCCGGCUGACCUCCCGCGGCGGCCAGUCUUCGGACAGUGACGACGACUGGGUGCCGAGUCCCUCUCCUUCCGCAAGCUCUGCGGCGUCGGUACGAGUGUCGGAGCGAGCCUCGCACGACGCGGAAGAUCGUGCGUGGCACGCAGCGCAGAGAGAGCCCAGCUUCGAGGACGCGAGGUCAGCCCCGAAAGGAGACUGCGAGGAGCCUACAAGCAAUGGCGUCGCAGGCUCCUCCAACGGGGCCGAAGGCGAGCAACAGCAGGCAAGCACGAGCCGCUUCAAGCGGCCUCGCCUGGGCGGCCUCCGCAGCCAGAGGUCCUACCGGAGGCAUAACGGCAGCGCAGACACGUGACGCAGUUGCCGGACGUUUUAGUUGUACAGUUGAAAAUGGAGUCUGCAUUGAGGGAGGGGAAGCCGGAACGAACUCGGACGUGGAGUCUCGGCCAAGUGAAAGGAGCCUGGAAAGACCUACAGUUGGUGACAGGUCAAGAACGAAGUGGAAGCUCCUCCCACCCACUUUAGCAGCACGAACGCCGGGGAGGAGACGACCUCCUCUCCAGCAUCUGCUUUGCUAAUGUGGAAAAAGGUGGGAGGAGCUUCAACUUCGUUCUUGACCUGUCACCGACUAUAGAGUUACAGUGUUGCCGUCGGAUCACUUGUGAUGCAGUCCCGCGUGUGUGUCACUGAAGCUCAUGAUGAGCUUUAUGAACCGACAUAGGGUUCGUGAUAGGCCUAUGAAUCGCAGAGUACACGAUUUACUCUGAACCACAUAGAUCACAUGAUGAACUCUGAAGUAAAUAGAGUACAUGAUAAACUUUAUGAGCAUCAGAGUACAUGAUGAGCUCUGUGUGGUCCAUAGGGUUCACAAUGAACUCUAUGAACCAGAUAAAGUUAACCAUGUACUCUAUGAACCACAUGGAGGUCUCAAUGAACAUUAUGCAGGCCAUGGGACAAACUGUGAUUCAUAAAGUUAAUUCUGCAGGUCUUGUCGAGUUAGGUGGGUCAUAGAUUCCAUGAACUUUAUGAAUCAUGGCUUUCAUGAUGAACUCUAUGAGCCCCAUAGAGUUUAUAAUAAACUCUAUGAGCCACAGAGUUGGCAGUGGACUUUAUUAACCACACAGAGUUAAUGAUGAGCUCUUCAUGGUUCGUAGAGUUCACGAUGCAGGUCAUGUGCAGUCAUCUGGUCUAUGUGGUUGAUAGAGCUCAUGAACUUUAGAAACUGCAUAGAGUCUAUGAUGGACUCCAUGUGGUUCAUAAAAUUUAUCAUGCUGGUCAGGUGUGGCUAUGGCAAGAGUGCAGGUGCAAAACCCCUUCAGUAAAACAGUACACUAUGCCUUCUAUGGGACAGCACAUGAUUAGGCAGAUGGAAUAUGCAAGCGGGCUCCAGCAACACCUGUGACAAUGGAAGUUGAUAAAGUCGGAGGUGUGCCUCCAGACUUGCUUCGCUCUGCAAGGUGCACUGUUCUGCAUCGGUCCAUCUGGGCUUGUCACUAACCUCGAGAGAUAUAUCGUUUGCAUUGUACUUUAUGCAGCAGUGCUUCUCUAAGGACUUUGACGUGUCAAGAAUGACCGUGGUGUGGCGAAGAUAGUAUGUUAAUAUUAGCGUAGACAUAGCUAGGACAGUCUGAUUUAUUUGCCCCAGCUUUGUUGUUUGUACCGGUGCCUCCUUGGGGACUUCUGUCGCGGGUGUCAGGGGAAGUUUGUGGGACUCGCUGUUAGAGAUUGUGUGAUUGACGGCGGAUGAAAUGGCGCUGAAAUGUGCCGGGUGUUUUGGAGGGAAAAGAACCGGGUUUCUUUGGGAAUGUGUAAAUAAACUAUACAGUACACACUGCAAGAGGCUGACACUAUGAAAAUGUGAUGCUAGCAGUUGGUAUAGAACACAAAAAUUUAAGAGCAUGACGUUACCUGGAUUAAAAGAUAGAAGAGAAACACCAGAUUUCUAUAUGAACCGACAUCUGCCUAAGCCUAAUAUUGUGACAACAAGGAAUGACAUUGUGGACGCAUGUAGGAUUUACUUUGGUAAACAACCUGUCGGCGAGAAAGAAAAUAUUCUCUUUCUUGCUGCCAAGCAUUUUAGAGCGCAGCUCUUAGGCGCCUGUUUCCGGGUUUUGCGGCGUCGGCAUAACCGCGCUAAAUUUAGCGGGAAAAUUGACAUUACGUGAUCUCAACACCUGUUCAAUUCCCCACUAAAUAUAGCGGGGAAUUGAAUUAGUAUUGAGGUCACGUGACAUCAAUUUUUCCUCCAAAUCUAGCGGAGAAACUGAAUUUGUUCAUAGGUGACGUUACACCAAGUCAUGUAACGUCAUUCUCUCCGCUAAAUUUAGCGGGGAAACUGAAUGGGUGUUGAGGUCACGUGGCGUCAAUUUUUCAGCUAAAUUUAGAGGGGGAAUCUAGGAGGAGGGGAGGGUACGGAGGGGGAAAGGUGGAGAGGGUACGGAGGAGGAGGGGCAUACCUUCGCUUCUAUACCCUCCCCUUCUCCUCCUCAAGAGCUGCACUCUAAUUUCGCAUUACAGAGAUUUGUAAACAUCUUUCAUUUUUUUUCACUGAUAGAAGUGCCAGAUGCGUCACAACGUCGGUUCUUGUUUUGAGGUUAUUAGGCUUAGGUGGUUGUCGGCUCGUAGACAUAUUUUGUCUUUCUAUCAUCCUUUGAUCCAGGUAAAUUCACGAUUUCCAAUUAUCGUGUUCAACUGCUAGUGUCACAUUCUUCCGGAAUUUAAAUGUCCCACGAUGCGCAGUAUCCAGAUAGGCCAGAAAACACGGUUCUUUUUUCUUAAAUACACUCGGUACAAGCGCCAACUGGGUCUCGCUUCCUGCGGCAGUGUUGGGACUAUGAAACCUGUUUGCAAAGACUUCUCUUUAGCGUUUACAAGAAAGUCUGCUUCCAGAGAAAAGAUAUUCUUCCAGCCUGAUGCAUCGAGCGAAGGGCUUGCUUAAAUUAGGAGACCGGGGGCCCUAAUCUGGACGCUCGGCGAAAAAGUCGGCGAGAAAUCUGGCGGCCGUGAUUGGCCAACGCCAAACUUGACCUUGGAGCCGGCCAAUCAUUGCCGCAGGAUUUCUCGCUGACUUUUUUGCCAAGUAUCCAGAUUAGGGCUCCAGUUCUACGAUGAUGCACCCAGGCUCGAGGUGGUUUCUGUUUGUAAGUUAUUAUUCAAGAUUGAGUGUGUUCAUAUCUGUGAAGCGUUCCAAUAAAUUCCAGGUGAAUUGCA
Molecule: messenger RNA, 4877 nt
Organism: Ixodes scapularis (black-legged tick)
Lineage: Eukaryota; Metazoa; Arthropoda; Arachnida; Ixodida; Ixodidae
Product: DDB1- and CUL4-associated factor 5
Exons: 9
Coding region: 208-2022 (604 amino acids)
Biological process (GO): negative regulation of fatty acid biosynthetic process
Cellular component (GO): Cul4-RING E3 ubiquitin ligase complex; cytoplasm
Molecular function (GO): protein binding
Source: RefSeq, a predicted model, not a curated record